AUGGGAAAGAUCAUAUUUUAUGAGGAUAGGAACUACCAGGGUCGUCCCUAUGAGUGCAGCAAUGACAAUCCUGACCUGCAACCUCACUUCAACACUUGUAACUCUGUCCGAGUAGAAAAUGGAUGCUGGAUGCUGUAUGAACGCCCAAAUUACAUGGGACAUCAAUAUUUCCUAAAGAGGGGGGAUUAUCCAGAUUAUCAGCAGUGGCAAGGACUCAAUGACUCCAUCAAAUCAUGCCGCUUAAUCUCCGAACACUUGGGAUCUGGAAUUCAUAAAAUUAGAGUUUAUGAAAGAGUUGACUGCAAGGGAGAAACAAUGGAAUUUAUGGAAGAUUGUCCAAAUGUGUAUGAUCGUUUCUGCUCCCAUGAAAUCCAUUCUUGCAAUGUUUUGGGAGGUCAUUGGAUUUUCUAUGAACUUCCUAACUACAGAGGUAAACAGUAUUUACUGAGACCUGGGGAAUACAAGAGGUUCACUGACUGGGGCUCUUCAACUGCCAAGGUUGGCUCUUUUCGACGUGUUUUGGAUCUCUAUUAA
Messenger RNA from Hyla sarda, 534 nucleotides. RefSeq names its product gamma-crystallin M1-1. Gene Ontology annotation, biological process: lens development in camera-type eye; visual perception. The record is from RefSeq and is a predicted model, not a curated record. Gene Ontology annotation, molecular function: structural constituent of eye lens. NCBI's taxonomy places the organism in Eukaryota, Metazoa, Chordata, Amphibia, Anura, Hylidae. The transcript is spliced from 3 exons. Bases 1 to 534 code for a protein of 177 amino acids.